AUGUACGACCAGAAGCGGCAAUUCUUGACAAUUCCAAUGCCUGAAGACAGGAAAGUUCAAGUGGGCCAAUGGGUUAUAGGAUUCAAUAAUGGAUCGGUGAGUUUCAUUUUAAAAGUGUGGGCUAGAAAUUACUUCCUUCACUGUUGAAAAGUGGAAUUUUUUUUUACAAAUAACGAUUUUCCUAAUUAGAUUUUAAGAGGCGAUUCCUGAGAAACUCGAAAAGCGGAUGACACAAAAAAUUCAGAUUGAUCCUAUUUGUCCCAUAUUAAACCCAUGAGGUUCUCCCAUGACACUGACACUCAAGAAUAAUAUUUGGUCCGGCUCCGCGAGCCCUGGUCGGAGCACUGGCUCCAAGCACCUCUAAACUGUAACUUUUUUCAAAAAAAUCCUGUCGACUCAGGCUCAACGCCAUUCGAUUUCUCGCAUCUUUUUGAGCAUAUUUCAUGUUGAGACCAAAAAUUUAUCACCUCUCAUUCAUAGAGAAAAAAAUUGGUUUGUGGUCGUUUUCAAAAUUUUGUCGAGCUUUUGACCCCGAUUUUUUUCGAUUUUUUUUUUAAUUUUCCAAACUGUCCCAAAAAAUCUUUAUUAAUCAGAAAUGCAUGAAAACAACAGUUAGAUGUCUCAAAACGGUCUUAUAAGCAAGAAAGCCCAGAUUUUUCAGAAUUUGGAAAAAAAGACUAUGCAAAAGUACUCCGAUUUUCACGUAUUUUGGGCUGAAACACCCCGGAGUCAACCCUAUUUUUGUUUGGAAACUAGUCAUGCUGGCACGACCACAAAUCGGCAUUUUUCUAAUCAUUUUGCUCCCUAUCGAAACCUUUUCUCAAUCGAGGUAAAAUUGAAAUCCUAGAAUCUCGGAACUCCUUCAUUUCUUAUUCAGGACCCCGUCGUUUUGCAACUAACGUGAGUAUCCAGACGUCGCGGUUUCAUAGCGUCACCCUCAUUCUGUUUAUUUUCAGCACAUUGAUACAUACACCGGUCAAAAGUUUGCCAAUAUCCAAGUGGUCGGUGAAGAAGUGAUUGUGAGAACCUAUGCGGUUGGACUGCAUUCGCCGAGAACCUCGCCGAAUCUGCGCAGAUACUACGGGUACACCAUCUGGACAGGAGUCGGAGUUGUUGAAGAUCCUGACGCAAAUUUUGCCAGACGAAGCCCGUCCUUGAAGCCAGUCAACGUGCGCAAUUCUGCAUUUGUAUUGUUCGUUGUAAUUUUACUAUGUUCAGGUGGUGCUCAAAUACAAUUCUAAUUCGGUUUGGCUCGACAGUCAGUUUGAAAUUGUUCAUAUUGGUUACGAAACUCGGGAACACGCCAAACUUCCGAGAAUUGAGAUGGCGGUACGCGAUGCAGAACGUUUUUCUUCCAAUAACUUUGUAUUGUUUCAGCCAUGGACGAAAGACGUUUUUGAAGUGACCCCAGAGCAGGUAUGCAGUCAUAGUACUUUUACGGGGGCGAAGAAGGGGAAAGCGUCAGUUUGGCCGGCCAAAAAUUGAAUAAAUCUGCUGUUAACACUUUGCCAAUGUUAAUUUUGCAGCAAGCCGAACGGAAACUUCUGGGUCAACAAAAAUACCUUGGCGUUAUCGUGGCGAACAGAUUCCCCGAUGCGGCGAGCGUCAACGCGCAAACACACAACACGCCGAAAUGCAGUUAUGUUUGGACCGCGUCGAUCGGCCUUGUUCGCGUGAUUCCCGGCUUGAACGUGCUGAAUCUUGGAGUAAGUUUUGUAAAAAAUAAUUCACAUUUUUGUAAUUUUUUUAAAUGAAUUUCAGAUUGGAAAGUGGACCACGUUUACAAUUUGCUAUGAGCCAUCGUCACUGAUCGAGUCCGAGAAAGACUAUCUGCACUGCCUGCGAGUCGACAACACUACCUGUGUCGACAAUGUGCUACCGACAACGGCUUCGUCGUUUCUUGAAGUAUGUGUUCUGAAAAACGUGACAUGCAUGACUUAUCGUAAUGUUAUAAAACAGCACAGCCAUACAUUCAAAAAUAAACGACACGUGGCACAAUUAUAUAAAUCAUUUGUAUUCUUACAGCUGGAGUGCGAGUUUGUUUUCCGAAUCACACCGGAGAAAAUGACGGAUCUUAAUUCGGAAACGUUAUUCCAUCCUCUGCUUGGGACUGUUGAAAUCUCAAGAGAAAAGGCACUAGAGGCGGCAACGGUAAGACUCAUAAACGCUAGUCACCCCAACACCAAUUGUUUCAGGCUGUUCAUUCGCACUGGAUGUUCCUUCUCAAGAACGAGCCGUACGGUAACUGCGAACUCGGCAAAGUCACACUCAUCGCCAAGGUCCGUCUUUAUAAAGACUGGUUCAAAUUGUACUUGCACAAUCGCAAUCGCCCUAUCUUCUACGUUGAAUCGAACGUGGAAAUUCUCUACAAAAGACAACCAAUCUCACGUGCCUAA
Molecule: messenger RNA, 2396 nt
Organism: Caenorhabditis sp. 36 PRJEB53466
Lineage: Eukaryota; Metazoa; Nematoda; Chromadorea; Rhabditida; Rhabditidae
Source: the annotation of a GenBank genome assembly